This is a messenger RNA of Vigna radiata var. radiata (mung bean), 5324 nucleotides long. RefSeq names its product probable membrane-associated kinase regulator 6. Bases 4510 to 5247 code for a protein of 245 amino acids. The transcript is spliced from 8 exons. Lineage: Eukaryota; Viridiplantae; Streptophyta; Magnoliopsida; Fabales; Fabaceae. The record is from RefSeq and is a predicted model, not a curated record.
GCUAGGAAAUCAUGGAUCAACUAGAUGAUUUAGCAUGGACCAAACCAACCCAAGAAGAAGGACAAAGAAGUCAUUUACACAAAGGGAAGGGGGUGAGUUUAGCAAGCAAGGGGUUGCCUGAAGAAAUACAUAUGUUUCACACGUCACCACGUCUGAUACGUGAUUAUGUUGCAUGCUUGCUGCACUUCCACGCACGGUGCCUUGCUGAUUCCAGAAGUUCUUCAUGUAUCUCACACUGUAGCCAAGUGUUUCCAGAUCUGCAUUAUUUUGCUUUCAUCUCUACCAUCCAAAGCUUGGAGAAUCACUUAUAAAUUCUCCUAGCUCACAUUGUAAAAACAAUUUUGAUGUUGGAGAGAAAUGAAUUGCUGAUGCUUGUUUCCAGCCAUUUCUCCACCGAGAGUCAACAACCUUGUGCUUCCUUCCAUUUCUCCUUUAGCUUCUUUCCGAGAGAAGGCCUUCUAAGCUAGUUCCAUUCCACCAAUGCACUUCAAUCCACUUCACUUUCCAUUAUACAAAUUCCUUCCGCUACACAUUGUCUUCCAACUUCCGUUUGCAUCUGCUGAAACUGUUUCAUCGGUUGAAUUUCACGGAUCUGCAAAGAAUAACACCAACCAUGGAGCUAUCAAGUGGUAUCCAGAGCUAGGUUUCGUCAAUGCGUCUACUCGAGAGCUAAGUCCAGUUUUCAACUCGUUUUCCAUUUCUGUCAUGUUCUGUUCUUGAUAUGUUACUGUUACAUUGCAUUUUUCUGAUUUGAUUUUCGUUUUGAGUGAAUGUUUGCUUUCGUUCACUGAUCUAUAGUGUUUCUCCAUCAUUUUAAUUGGUGCAUUUGGUUUCUUUGUGUCAAAUUCAGCUUUCAAUUUCAUAUUCAAGUUUGUUCACGGUCAUGUGCAAUUCUCUGUUGCCGUUUUAAGUCUGUCACUGUUUUGAAUCUGUUCAGCGCAUGUUUUUUCGUUUUUCCAUGUGUUCAAUGCAUUUUCUAGCUUUAUUUUGAUCACAUAAAGCAAUGAGGCAUUGCCUAGCUUUGAUCAAGGAAGUUUAGAGCUUUGAUCGAGAGUUUCCGUUUGCACAUUCUGCAUGAAAAUGAUUUCUCUGGUUUGAUCACGUAAAUCUGUUUUGUUGAAUUUUCUUUGCAUAUAAAGCUUUGAACAAGUUUAUUUGAUAAUAUUAAACAUGUUCCAAGUUGUGCCAACCAGUAUUAGUCAUUAAAAUGCAAAAGGAGUGAUUGUGUUGCUUAUAAAGUGGUUUUCCCGAGAGAACACUUCUCUGUUUUGAAUAUUCCAGCUAUGCACCGUGCUGUUGUGUUCAUUGCUUGUGUUUAGGCCAUUUAAUCUCUUCUAGCUCCUCUUUUCCAAGCUAGAUCUAGUUAUUAGGACCAAUCUUGAUUGACUUUUGAUCCAACCAGCUUUGAUUCUCUGCAUUUUCUUUUCAAAUCUGCUGCAAUUUUCAAGUGUUUUGCUGCAUUAUAGCAACCAACGUGGUGAUUUUGUGCAUUUGAAUAAUUCUAUGUAUUUGGACUGUUGGCUCAAGUUUAUUUGACCAAUACAAACUUGUGUGCACAGUUGAAUUGGUCUUUUAACAGCCAAUAUCCAAAAUCACCUUUUAAACCACCACUUUUGUUUGAAAAUUAUAAGUGGACAAGUCAUUGUGAGAUUCUGAGUGUUUUGGUACUGUUUGCUUGAUUGUGCAAUCAUAUUUGGUGAAUUGAAACUUGCUUCUACUGUUCAUAUGGCCAUUGUGUGCAUUUAGCCGAAACACAUACACCAAAACACCAAAUUCUAGUGCAUUUUGGGAAGUGAAGUAGUCAAAUUCUACACUGCACAUUCCCUUGGCUGUUUUACAGAUUUUACACGUCCUAUUUCACAUUGUAAAAUUGCUUGAAAUUUCAAUUACACGUUUGCAUCACUGCUAGCCAAGAUUUACCACUGCUGUUCCAACUUUCCAACCACCAUUUUUAGUGCAAUUUCUGCAUUUUUAGCAAUUGCAGCUAUGUGUUGAUGAAUUUGAAUGUUUCAGUGUUUUCUUCACAUUUGAGCAAGUUUAUUUGGUCAUUCCAAACCUGUAUGCACUGUUCAUUUGGUCAAAAUUGAGCUGGUAUUCACACUACAAGAAAAAUGCGAAUUAUAUACGGACUUUUAUAUACGGAUAUGUAUCCGUAUAUAAUGGGAAUAUUAUAUACGGAAGUUUUGUACGAAUCUGGACAAUCGUGAUUAUAUACGAAUUUUCCGUAUGUAAUGGGGAAAAGUUUUAUAUACGGAUUUUCCGUAUGUAAUAUCAGUGUGUAAUAUUGGCGCCUUUAGGCGCGAAGUUUGACACGGAUUUAUCCGUAUAUAUGGCUGUAUGUAAGUUGAAGAUAAUAUUAUCCGCUGAUUUUACAUACGGAAAUGGAGUUAAUAGUAAUUAAAAAAUAACAUGUAAUUAAAAAAGAGCAUAGUGAAAAUGAAAGCUUUUCUCAGUCUCGACUCUGCUCACUCUCGAAUCUUGUCACUCUCGAAUGUUCUCACUGUCGAACCCUAAGCUGCUCCCCUUGCUCUUCUCACUCUCGGUUCCUAACCUUCUCGCUGCAUUCUCAAUGGUCCGUGACCAUUCUCAGUGGCCCUAAAGCAGUCUGCACAGUUGUGAGCUUGCAUGAUUAUUGUCCUUCACUGAAACCAUAACCUCGCACUCGUUCUCCCUGGUGUGACGGGAACCCUCUUUUUCCUUCUGCCGAACCACCAUCCUCCAUCAUUGGAACCUUAGUGUGGCAUUGGAGUGUAGUUGUCGUCAUUGGAACCCCGGUUCUAAAUUGUGAUUAAGGAAACCCUAGGUUGGUUUCGUCGAUCUAGAAGAUAUAAGCUCGAGCUGCCAUUGUGUUGAACACCAGGUUUUUUCAAGUGUUGCAGAAGAAGUUUUCAAGUGUUGCAGAAGAAUUAGGUUUUAAAGUGAAUUUGAAGCAUAAGAAAAUAAACAUUUCCAAUCCUGGAGUAGCUUAGGAGCAUGAACAGUUUUCAAGGGUGAGAGUUACUACUGCCACUCUAUCCGAACUCUCUAUAGCACCUAAAUUGCUAGAAAAGGCAUUUUGUUAAUGAAACAACUUUUGUCAGGAGUGUGAAAUUAAUUGCUGAAAGUCUUGCGUGAGUGUGCAUUUAUAUUUGGACACCAAGGAAAUAACAUCCAGAUAUUUGCAGAUAACACCAACUUGGCUGUAUCUUAUACUCCUUUAGAAUAUGGCAACAAGUGGUUGUGACCCUCCUAUUCCGCCUUCAGGAAACUCAGAUAAGGAGAAGGGGAAGAAGAAACCUUAUCCGGUCAAGUUGAUGUCCCGUUUCAAUAACGUAAGUACUUCAAGUAGGCAACCAUCUACACCUACCUCCACUGCUAGAUCUGUUCCACCACCAUUGGUAAUUCCUGGUUUGACACCUACUGCACCAUCUAUUCAACCUUCAUUGGAAGUUCCUGCAUUCACACCUAGUCCACAACAACGUGGUGCUGAUCAAUGGAGAUCACCCUCCCCCCAUGUUGGUUCUAACCCAACAACUCCUACAAAUAUUGCACCAACACCUCCUACAGGGGAUGGAGUUCCACAUUCAAGUUUAGCGGGAAAUUUUGAAGAUGUUUCCAACAAUCGUCCAAUCAUUACACCUAUUGGAGGAGGGUUUUAUCCAACAAAAACAGCAUCCAAAGCAAUCACAGCCACCAUUAAAGGACAAUUUGAUGAGGCAUGGGUGACAUGGGGACAAAUCCCUCAGAGUCGCAGAGAUGUUUUCUUUGAGCGUUUUAAAGUACACUUGUGUUUACUCAUCCUUUAAUAUUGUUUUAAGGUACACUUGUUUGGCUUGUGACAGAUUUAUUACUCUCUUUGUUCCUUUGAAAAUCUAGGAAAAUAGGGUUAACAUAGGAAGUGAAUUUGGUUUCAUGAAUUUGGUUUCUGACAUAACUUCCCCAAGGAUUUCAGCUAACUAUUCUUUUCCUUAUUCAACAUGUCUGGUUACAAAGAUUCCCUCUGCUUGCUUUUUGAUUUUACUCAGCAAAAAGCUCUGGGGGGCUACACAUUCUAAAGCACAAAACUACUUCUAUUCUUCUGAAUAACAUGCACGAUUCGUGAACCUCUUCAUGCUUUUCAUUAAAUAUUAUUUGGUAUGAUAAACCAGUCCCAAGUUCUAGAAACUAAAACCGUCCAACACCCUUUGUAAAAUUUUUAAAGUAGCAAAUGAUUAAAAAGGAAGGGUGAGGUUAACUACUGAUGCAACAAGACAUUAUGGGUCUGGUGGGCCUCACUUUUGUGUUUUUCUUUUCUUUUUUUAAUUCCAAUUAUUAAAUUUCAUUGUCUCUUGCCAGACAGCCAUUUUCUCAAUUGUUGGAGAGAGAUGAUAUCUUAAGCUAUAUAUAUACAUAUAUAUAAAUAUAUAUCUAUAUAUAUCACAGAAGUUAAAAGAUAUGCUGCAUAAGAUUAAGUAAGAGGAGAGGCUUAAGGAUUUUCUGUACAUUUUCCAAAUUGUGAAUUGUUUAAAGAACACAUUCAAAGUUGAAACCAUGGAAACUUCUCAUCCUCUUUCUAUUGAAAGCUUCUCUUACAGUUGGUUGGUGAACCUGAAGCCAUCCAUAGAAAGCCUUGAAGGCUCCCUCACAGCUUCCCUUGAUGCUUCUGAUGAAGCUUCCUUCAUUGAAAUGGACCCAAGAAUGCCACCUUCGAAAAGGUUCUUCAGAAACUCUCAAGAUUUCAAAUUUGACUUCCCCACUUCACAGUACCCUCUCACUCUUGUUGAUGCUGAUGACCUCUUUUCCAAUGGUUAUCUCAUGCCCCUUUUUGUUGAGUCUUUGAAAAUGGAAGCAUAUGAGGCCUCAGAUUCCAAUCCAAGUCUACCUUCCUCAUCACAUGUGCCAAAAAUUGUGGUUCCUAAUGCUCAUUCUAGAUGCCCUUCAUUGAAAAGGUGCAGAACAAUGUCAAGGAGAAUAUUUCAAAAGUACCUCAACUUCUUGAGGCCCUUGUGUAGAAGAUUGAGGAGUGCCAAAUCAGGUUCAAAAUCUGAAUCUGUUAUUAAAAAUACAUAUUCUCUUUUUUUGCACCUUUUAACAGUUAGUAACUUAUUAGCCUCCCUUAUUAUUCUUCUAAUUCCGGGGAAGUUUAUACAUAUGGCAACAAAAAUUAUGUGGUUUUGGUUUUUGACUAUGGUACUACUUCACAGGCGAUUUUGCCUCCUUUUUUUAGUUUUUACUCUGCCUGUUAGACAUUGUUUCUCAUUUAUAGUCUACCUUUGUUCCCGAACUUGAGAUUUUAUAUCUUGGAUUAUUUGUCUCAAAGGCUCAUAAUCAAAUGAUCAUAAAUUUAGAGUGAAGUUCUCAAGAUA